Molecule: messenger RNA, 741 nt
Organism: Trichomonas vaginalis G3
Lineage: Eukaryota; Parabasalia; Trichomonadida; Trichomonadidae
Product: serine/threonine-protein kinase 19 family
Exons: 1
Coding region: 1-741 (246 amino acids)
Biological process (GO): protein phosphorylation
Molecular function (GO): protein serine/threonine kinase activity
Source: RefSeq, a predicted model, not a curated record
AUGACCGAUUUUCUAUCUGAUGGAAGCGAAAUAGAAAGAGCCAUAAAUAAUACGCACAAGAUCAUAUUGUCAUUAAAAAACGAAUACUAUAAAUUCCUCAAGCCUAGAGUCAAAGCGGAUGAUUAUGGAGGAUACCGACCAACUCUCCCUAUCAUCCCAGAAGCUCAAAUUUUGUUCGAAUCCACUAAUAAGAAGUCUGUGCGCGGUGAAUUAGAAAUCCUCUUAAGAAAGAAAAUAAUUCGACAAUUUUACGUUGAUCUUCCAGAUUUUCCCUCAGAAAGAUUCUUCAUGUUGUUCCAUGACUACAUAGAUCAAUUCAAGUCUGUUGGUAGCCAGCUUGCAACUGAUUUCGCCGAUAAAGUUUUGGAAAAGCAUCUAAAGUUUAUCAUAUCCGAAACAGAACUUAAAAAAUUCGGAUUCAAUGAUGAAAAUAUACGUGAAAUGGUUCAAAUGCAUAUCCUUUACAUUACAGAAAAUCAUUCUUAUCAUAUUGGACUUCCGAACGGAACUCCUUUUACUAUGUCUGUAAAUUCGGGUAGAAGAGAAAUCAUAUCUUAUCUUAAACGAUGUCCAAACGCCAAAAAGAUGUCCGUAUUAAGUCGAAAUAUCAAUGAUUCGCUAUACUACGGUGAAUUUCACUUUAAAUCUCUUCUAGGAAUUGGAGUAAUAUCAUUACAACAAGCGCGAAGUCCAUUAGAUGACAAAGUUUCUUUAGUUUACGAUCCGUAUUCCAAGAAAUGA